Aspergillus glaucus CBS 516.65 is the source of this 737-nucleotide messenger RNA. RefSeq lists its product as uncharacterized. The coding region runs from base 100 to 648 and encodes 182 amino acids. The transcript has 3 exons. The record is from RefSeq and is a predicted model, not a curated record. Lineage: Eukaryota; Fungi; Ascomycota; Eurotiomycetes; Eurotiales; Aspergillaceae.
UCCUCUUCAGUGAGGGCGAUGAGGGGGGAAUGUCGAUGACGGGAUACAUCUUUUCACCAUAUUUCUUAUGAUGUUGUGUAGUUAAUUAUAUAUCGUAGGAUGGCGGCUGUAUUGGCGACGAUAGUUACAUUCCGUGAUCUAUCAGUCCUCGUAAUCUGGCUGUCCAUCGCUGCUGGGAAUGUUCUAUUUGUAGCUAUUUCGGCCAUGGAAUGGCAUGCCAUGGCGAUGGUCGAUGAACAUCUCGCGUGUCCAGGAGAAGCUCUCCGAUACAAUUAUGCCCGAUGGUGCCCCCGAUCCAGAAUGAAGGGGUCGAUCAAGGCACGUCGCAGGGAUGCUGUACGGAGAUACACUACGCAGGAACAACAUUCCAAUUUCUCUUUAAACGAAGAAUGCCGCGCCAUCGCGCUUGUUGAUCUCAAGUUCAGUGUUCCGCUGUCCGACGCUCCAUUCUUGGAGACGAAUCUUUCGGCAGGACAACGCUUGUUUACCACGCCAAUGCGACAUUCCACACGUCAAUGGCAUGAAAACACAGAAGCACUGAGGCUCAUAAAAGGCACUAUGAUGUCCGAGAUAAUGCAACCCAGCUUCCCAUCAAACUGCUAUCCUUUGAUUGCCUUUCAUUAUCACCGUUCCUUUACAAUCUCUUAAUCAGUUACCAUCAAAAUGAAGGGCGCAGGCGCAAGUUCACUCCGGUUCAGCUUUCGAACACCACAUUGAAGCCGGUCUUGAAGAUGUUU